Molecule: messenger RNA, 827 nt
Organism: Antrostomus carolinensis (chuck-will's-widow)
Lineage: Eukaryota; Metazoa; Chordata; Aves; Caprimulgiformes; Caprimulgidae
Product: L-gulonolactone oxidase
Exons: 6
Cellular component (GO): membrane
Molecular function (GO): D-arabinono-1,4-lactone oxidase activity
Source: RefSeq, a predicted model, not a curated record
GUCCUUGAUCACCUUGAUGACCACCUGAAGAGAUCCCAAUACUUCCGAUUCCUGUGGUUCCCUCACAGUGAGAACGUCAGUGUCAUCUACCAGGAUCCUACCAACAAGCCCCCCUCUUCCUCUGCCAACUGGUUGUGGGACUAUGCUGUUGGCUACUACUUGCUGGAGUUUCUGCUCUGGAUCAGCACUUUUGUGCCCAGCUUGGUGUGCUGGAUCAACCGCUUCUUCUUCUGGCUCCUCUUCAGUUCCCGGGUGGAGAACAUCGCCAUCAGCUACAAGAUCUUCAAUUACGAGUGUCGCUUCAAGCAGCAUGUUCAAGAUUGGGCCAUCCCCAUUGAGAAGACAAAGGAAGCCUUGUUGGAGCUGAAAGCUGCUUUGGAGAACAACCCCAAGAUGGUGGCUCAUUACCCUGUGGAGGUGCGCUUUGCUCGUGGGGAUGAGAUCUGGUUGAGUCCUUGCUUCCAGCGAGACAGCUGCUACAUGAACAUCAUCAUGUACAGACCCUACGGGAAGAACGUCCCUCGCCUCAACUACUGGCUGACCUAUGAAGGCAUCAUGAAGAAGUAUGGUGGGAGACCACACUGGGCAAAGGCCCACAGCUGCACUAGGAAGGACUUUGAGAAGAUGUACCCAGCCUUUCCCAAAUUCUGCUCCAUCCGGGAGAAGCUGGACCCCACAGGGAUCUUCCUCAACACCUACCUGGAAAAGGUGUUUUACUGAAAAGGCCAAUGUAGAGGAUGGAGGAAAAAAAUCAACCAUGACUCCCAGUUCUUGGGACAUCCCAAAGCUCCUGGUCCUCUGUGGUCCCAAGGUGCUGCACCUCCAGC